Molecule: messenger RNA, 1134 nt
Organism: Ochlerotatus camptorhynchus
Lineage: Eukaryota; Metazoa; Arthropoda; Insecta; Diptera; Culicidae
Exons: 2
Coding region: 1-1134 (377 amino acids)
Source: RefSeq, a predicted model, not a curated record
AUGCGCUACGGACGUUCCGAGCUACUGAUCGAAUCACUAGCAGAAAGGGUGAGAACCGCACCUUCGCCAAAGGUAGACAAGCUGGAAAUGAUAAUCGAGUUUGGUACUAUGGUGCAGGCACUUUGCGAUCAUAUUAUCGCUGCACAUCUAUACGACCAUCUUGCGAACCCCACUUUGCUGAAAGAUUUGGUGGAGAAACUACCUGCCGAGUAUCGAAUGAGGUGGGCUGGACAUCGUAGACAGCAAAGGGAGGUAAAUUUGAAGACCUUCAGCGAUUUCAUGGAGGAGAUCGUCAGCGAUGCCUACAGCGUGUCGAACGUAGCCACUACUUUCGAACGAUACAGCAAACAGGAUCGCCCGAAGCCACGAGAUCGGAAUUUAAUUCACACUGAAGCGGGGAAGGUGGAUUGCUUGGUGUGUAAAAGAGAAGGACAUCGCGUAAAGGAUUGCAAAAUAUUCUCCGCCUUACCGGUCGACGACCGCUGGAAGAAGGUGCAAAGUUUGCCAUUGUGCCGAACCUGCUUGUCGAAUCACGGGCGAAGAGCGUGCCGCAGUACGAAACACUACGAAGGAUCAUCCGUAACCAUGAUCGAAAGCAGUUUGGCAAAGGAAUUGGGCGUUACCGGGUACAAAAAGCCACUCUGCUUGAAGUGGACCGGUGACGUGACCAGGGAAGAACUUGACUCACAGCGCCUCUCGAUCCUCAUCUCCGGCUGCGGAAAUUCUAAACGGUACAGAAUUAACGACGUUCGCACAAUCCAAGCUUUGGAUCUUCCUAUGCAGAGUCUACCAAUCGACAAACUGAUGAAUAUUUACCCCCACCUCGCUGGACUUCCUGUUCGAGGUUAUCACAACGCAGUUCCCAAAUUGCUCAUCGGUGUCGAUAAUCUGCGACUGGCGCUUCCGUUAAAAACUCGGGAAGGUGUUACGGGUGGCCCUACGGCCGUCAAGACACGGUUAGGCUGGUGUGUCUACGGAGGUCAGCGUACUCAAGAAUUUCCAGAAUACAGCUAUCACAUCUGUGAGUGUGGGGGAGAAGAGGCCUUUGACGAAGCCUUGAAGAAGUACUUUUCUUUUGAGGAGGCCGGAAUUAAACCAACGGGUGCGGUAAUGUCUGAAGAGGACAAACGAUGA